AAUGGGAUUUUGUUCGAAGAGGAAGCAUUUUGCUAUGGGAAGGGAGAAAUGGCGCUACCCUUACUCAGAUGGAGCUGUAGGAGACCUGUGGGUUUGAUUUCAUCUUUGAAAUUAAGUAAGUUUAUACUGAAUAAACAUGUAAACACAAGUCUAGCUUCAUUACCGCGUUCAGUAACCGGAGUCAGGCACUGCAGCUCGGACGGUGAGGGGCGCAGACAUAACCAGAAGGUUGUAGUGGUGGGGAUCCCGAACCCCUUCAUCUGGGUGCGCACUCGCAUCUAUUUCUUCCUCAUCCGAGCUUACUUCGAUCAGGAUUUCAGCAUCGAGGAUUUCACUGAUGGAGCCAAACAGGCAUUUUCACAUGUAUCAAAGCUGCUGUCUCAGUGUCAGUUUGAAGCACUUGAAGGCCUUGUCGCCAAAGACCUUAUAGGCAAACUGGAAGAGAAAUGUGCAGAUCUUUCUCUGAGCCACAAAAAAGCACUCUCAGCUGAGCCAGACGAAAUCAUGUAUACAACACCAGGGGAUGUCGGCUUCUACUAUGACAACGAUGGAAGAAAGUUUGUCAGUAUUUUGAUGAGAUUCUGGUACUUGACCAGUUCCCGGCUGCCAGAGGAUACAAUGGAGGGAGCACGCAUCUUCCAGAUGGCUGUCGGUGCAAAUGGGCAGAAGCCGGAGACCAAGAGACUACUUACGGCCAAUUAUGAAUUUCAGAGGGAGUUCACCAAAGGAGUAACACCAGACUGGACCAUCACUAGAAUAGAGCACUCCAAACUGCUUGACUAAUUUUCAGACAUCAACCCUGAGCUAAAAUGCUGCUGUUUAUUAGUUAGUGGUGCACCAGUUUAACUUAUAGCAUUUUCUUUUCAGUACUGACACAGGAUCUAAUGCAUAUUAAAUACUGACAUCCUCCCGGUAACCUGCCUGCAACUUUUUGUUGCCAAAUUACUCACAGACUUGAUUUUGACUUGCUUUAGGACCAACUAAAUCAAAUCUAAAUCGAAUCACUGUCACCCCUAAAACAGAUUCUGUAUUUGGUGCUUCUCUACUAACUUUAUUCAUUUCUUCCUUUUAUUGGUGCCACCCUUUUUAUUCAUUAAAAAUAAUCUGUGCUGUAAAAUCCAAAUGUAUUCCUGUUAAAUAUAAGGUUAAUAUAAAUAAAAAUGAUUGUUUAUAAUAA
This is a messenger RNA of Trichomycterus rosablanca, 1177 nucleotides long. It is a transcript of the gene maip1, whose product is annotated as matrix AAA peptidase interacting protein 1. Bases 49 to 783 code for a protein of 244 amino acids. Gene Ontology annotation, biological process: protein insertion into mitochondrial inner membrane from matrix. The record is from RefSeq and is a predicted model, not a curated record. Gene Ontology annotation, cellular component: mitochondrial inner membrane. The transcript has 5 exons. NCBI's taxonomy places the organism in Eukaryota, Metazoa, Chordata, Actinopteri, Siluriformes, Trichomycteridae. Gene Ontology annotation, molecular function: ribosome binding.